AGUGAACUCAUGUCAGUGGCUGAACUGGUGUCUACACACACAGUCAUGGAAAAGACAGUUGCUUUUGCUAAGAAAAUAUGGUGUGUAAAGAAACAGUUUGUUUUGCUUUUAACACCUCUGAUAUUUUUGCCAGUCCUUUUUUUUCUACCUCUUAAGGAAGGAAAAUGUCUUUAUGUGGUCCUUCUGAUGGCCAUGUACUGGUGCACAGAGGCUUUGCCUCUGGCUGUGACAUCAUUGCUACCAGUUGUUCUUUUUCCAUUCCUGGGAGUGUUAUCAUCAAGCAAAGUCUGUCCGCAGUAUUGCCUUGAUACAAACUUUCUUUUUCUCAGUGGCCUUAUCAUGGCGUCAGCGAUUGAAGAGUGGAACUUGCAUCGCAGAAUUGCACUCAAGAUCCUUUUAAUAACUGGUGUCCAGCCAGCACGGUUGAUCUUAGGAAUGAUGCUAACGACUGCUUUCCUGUCCAUGUGGCUGAGUAACACUGCAAGUACUGCAAUGAUGCUGCCAAUAGUGAAUGCACUCCUUCUCAGCCUAUUUGGAAAUAAGGAGGCUUCCAAGGAACCUGGCCAGCUCAGUGAAGUCACUUCAGAUGAACCUAAUCAGAACAAGAUUUGCUCGGUGUCCAGUGAAAUUCAGCAGCUGUCCCUGGAGGAAACCACGUUUUUGAAUGGAAGACCUGAUGCUGCUAAUAAGAAAAAGGAGGGCGAGUACCAGAAGCGAGUUUGGAAGGGCUUUCUUAUCGCUGUACCUUACGCUGCUAGUAUUGGCGGUACUGCAACACUUACAGGAACAGCACCAAACCUCAUCUUGAUUGGCCAGCUGAAAAGUGUUUUUCCGGGAUGUGAUGUGGUGAAUUUUGGAUCCUGGUUUCUGUUUGCAUGUCCAUUAAUGCUGCUUUUCCUGAUUCUGGGAUGGCUGUGGAUUGCUCUUUUCCAUGGAUGCUUCACUUUAAGGGUGAGAAAGAAAAAAGUUGAAGAAGAAGCAGAAUCCAGGGUAAAAUUAGUUAUACAGGAAGAUUAUAAACGACUGGGUCCAAUGCAAUUUGCUGAAGGAGCAGUAGCUUUUUUUUUCUUCAUGUUUGCUGCCCUCCUUUUCACAAGAGAUCCUAAAUUUGUCCCUGGCUGGUCCAAAUUUUUCGAGAAAGGGUAUGUUACAGAUGCAACAACUGCUGUUACUAUAGUAACUAUGCUGUUCUUUUUCCCCUCACAAAAACCUUCGUUUAAAUGGUGGUUUGACUUCAAAGCUCCAAACAACCCAAUUAAGCCUCUCAUGUCAUGGAAAAGAACUCAAGAGACUGUGCCCUGGAACAUUAUCCUGCUGUUGGGAGGAGGGUUUGCAAUGGCCAGAGGAUGUGAGGAGUCUGGCUUGUCCAUCUGGUUAGGAAGUCGCCUACAGCCCUUGCAAAAUGUGCCUCCACCUGCAGCUGUUCUGCUGAUUACAGUGGUGAUUGCCAUGUUUACCGAAUUUGCCAGUAAUACUGCAACUAUAAUAAUAUUCCUGCCUGUAUUGGCUGAAUUGGCAGUUCGACUUCAGGUGAAUCCACUGUAUCUAAUGAUACCAGGCACUGUUGGAUGCUCUUAUGCAUUUAUGUUACCAGUUUCCACACCUCCUAACUCCAUUGCUUUUUCAUCUGGACUGCUAAUGGUGAAGGACAUGGUGAAGACUGGAGUAGUUAUGAACAUUAUUGGCGUGCUGACAUUAAGUUUGGCUAUGAAUACCUGGGCCUUUUACAUCUUUGACCUUAGCACAUAUCCUGACUGGGCAAAGAACCACAUCAGUUCUAAUGGAAAUACAUCAUUAGUGGAUAUUGUAAAUGCCACUUUCUCGCCAGCUAAUGUCACACUAUGAAGUCAUGGCUGAUACUGCGACAUUUGCAAGAACUUACUAGAAAUUCACCACAUUAUUCUUCUUCUAAGUGUCACACUUAGAAAUGUUAACUGGCAAAAAUUCAAAGUACUUUAUGAGCUUUUUAUAAAAGUUCAUAUUACCACUGAAAUAAGGACAUCACUGGAAUUAGCUGUGUUAGCAGAAAGCAUGGUAUAUUCAUUUUUAUUGCAACUCUGGGAUUUGCCUACUUUUGCAGCAUAGUACAAGAAAAUCUCCCUGACGUUGCAUUAUGCUUUCUAGUUCUGCAGUGUUAAUCCAUUUCUCGGCUGUGAAAGUCAGUUUUAUAUUUCACUGCUAGUUAAAACACUUACUGUUAAACUGUGAUAUUUGUAAAUGUUUUUACCAAUGAUGCACAGAACUGAUUCUUUCAAAUAUUUUUACAGAAAUCGGAAACUUAGUGUGUAAAGUAAAAUGUUAAAUACGUGUCUUGUCUAGGAUUAAAUUUCUAUUGUUCUCAGUGUUAAACAUGCAUCUUCAAAAAUCCAAAAUGUAACUAGUGUUAAAUUAAAAUGUUAAAUAUC
Molecule: messenger RNA, 2405 nt
Organism: Protopterus annectens (West African lungfish)
Lineage: Eukaryota; Metazoa; Chordata; Ceratodontiformes; Protopteridae
Gene: SLC13A3
Product: solute carrier family 13 member 3
Exons: 13
Coding region: 10-1845 (611 amino acids)
Biological process (GO): monoatomic anion transmembrane transport; citrate transport
Cellular component (GO): membrane
Molecular function (GO): citrate transmembrane transporter activity; succinate transmembrane transporter activity; sodium:dicarboxylate symporter activity
Source: RefSeq, a predicted model, not a curated record